GCUGCAGCAAGGAAAGUCUGCCACAAACGGAGUUGGAUCGCAUCGAUCCGUCCGAAUUUUUUUUUUUUGAAUCACGCCGCCCCGACAACGCAAUUUUGAGGACCGGGGACCGGCACAUUGACUAGAAAAGAAGAACGCAGCGACCCGACAUCACCUGACAGCGGGUGAGUCUUGAGGGCGCUGCCCGCACGCCGUCGCGAUGGCGCCUCGAGUCACGUUCGCGAGCUUGUCCCGGGCCCAAGCGCGAGCAGGUGCACGAUGCGGCCCGAAAAACCUGACAUUGGCGCGCGCCGACGCCUGUCAAGCUCGAGGCAUCGCCACGUCCUACCUGAGGAAGGUUGGCGAGGGCGAGCGACGUUGGGAAGAGCGGGCGCAAAGGAUACAAGACGGAGAACAGCGCCACGUGUGGGAUGUCCUCGACGAGCGAGGCUACAUCAAGGAUGUCGCGGGCAACACGGAUAAGAUCAAGGAGAUCAUGCGGGUCAAGCGGAUAGGCGCGUACGUCGGCGUCGACCCGACCGCAGACUCGAUGCACAUCGGUCACCUGCUGCCCUUUAUGCCGCUCUUCUGGAUGUGGUUCCACGGAUACCCUGCCGUCACGCUCCUCGGCGGCGCAACGGCGCGCAUUGGCGACCCCACCGACCGCUUGACGAGCCGAGAGCACAUGUCCAACUCGGACAUCUCCAAGAACGUCACCAAGCUUCACUUUCAGCUGUCGCGGCUGUGGCGCAAUGUUGUCUCGCUGCGGGACAAGUACGGCUACGAAGCGGACUGGGCCGCGAAGCGCCACCUUCUCAACAACAACAUGUGGCUCCAGGGACUGUCGGUAUACGACUUCACCAAGCGGCUGGCGCGGCACACUCGCAUUGGGCCGAUGCUGACCCGCGACACUGUAAAGAGGAAAAUGACCGAGGGCGACGGCAUGUCCCUCAGCGAGUUCAUGUACCCCCUCUUCCAGGGCUGGGACUUUUGGCACAUGUACAAUAAGCUGGGCAUCCAGAUGCAGAUCGGCGGGUCCGACCAGUUUGGAAACAUUGUCGCCGGCAUCGACGCCCUCAAGACGAUUCGCGAAACGGAGGAGGCGCCCUACGCCAAGAUGUCUACCGAGUGGCAGCACGAACCCAUGGGGUUCACCGUGCCCUUGCUGACCGAUGCCUCGGGUGUCAAGUUUGGCAAGACCGCCGGCAACGCCAUCUGGCUCGACGAGUUCAAGACGUCUGCUUUCGAGCUGUAUGGCUACUUCAUGCGGAGGUCCGACGAUGAAGUCGAGAAGCUGCUCAGGCUCUUCACUUUUAUGCCAAUGAGCAAGAUCCAGGAGACCAUGGAGCAGCACCGCGAGGACCCGGCGCAGCGCGUCGCCCAGCACACGCUCGCCUUUGAGGUCCUGUCCCUCGUCCACGGGUCGCAGAAGGCGCUGCAGGAGGCCCAGCAGCACAAGUUUCGCUUCGGCGGAGAGCUGCCGCACAUCAUCAACGAGCCGUCCCCAGACAGCGGCAUCGUGACGCCCAACAACGCGCCUCGGAGCGACAUCCAGCUGCCCCGCUCCAUCAUGAAGCUCUCGCCCGCGAAGCUGCUCUUCGCGACGGGCCUGGCGAGCAGCAGCGCAGACGGCCAGCGCCUGGUCGCGCAGCAAGGCGCCUACGUGGCCGGCCAGCCGGGUCAGGCGCGCGGCCUGGUCCCGGGGAACCUCGCGUGGACGCCCAUGAAGAUGUGGUUCCCCGAGGAGACGGGCAAGUUCCUCAUCGACGACCGCAUCCUGAUCCUGCGAAAGGGCAAGCACAACGUGCGCAUCGUGGAGCUGGUUUCGGAUGAGGAAUGGGAGGCGAGCGGCGAGAUUUAUCCCGGCCAGCCGUUCACUGGCGUGGUGCGCCGGAUGAAGGAGCAGCUCAGGAAAGAGGCCGCUGAAGAUGGCGUGGAGCUGUCGCCAGAGCAGAUGAAAAGGGCGCUGCGGGCGCAGCAGACGCUCAAGGUGGCCAACAAUCCAGACAUUGAGCUGCCGACUAAGCACGAGGUGCGGGAACGCGCGAGGGAGAGGAAAGACUCGUCGCGAUCUGAUCGAGGCAAUAGGUGACGCGAAAACACUCUACUGUACUAAUCUGUAUACUAGUCACGCUGUAUGAUACCAUAGAGCAUGUAAAGGCGGCCACCUACAUCAUAUAUUACUCUAUAUUAGGUCGCUCAGACCGAACCGCAUGACAUCUCAGUCAACAUCGACGCC
Molecule: messenger RNA, 2218 nt
Organism: Purpureocillium takamizusanense
Lineage: Eukaryota; Fungi; Ascomycota; Sordariomycetes; Hypocreales; Ophiocordycipitaceae
Gene: MSY1
Product: Tyrosine--tRNA ligase
Exons: 3
Coding region: 200-2071 (623 amino acids)
Biological process (GO): tyrosyl-tRNA aminoacylation
Cellular component (GO): cytosol; mitochondrion
Molecular function (GO): ATP binding; RNA binding; tyrosine-tRNA ligase activity
Source: RefSeq, a predicted model, not a curated record